This is a messenger RNA of Motacilla alba alba, 7935 nucleotides long. Its product is annotated as rap1 GTPase-activating protein 1-like. The coding region runs from base 3121 to 5283 and encodes 720 amino acids. The transcript has 23 exons. Gene Ontology annotation, biological process: regulation of small GTPase mediated signal transduction; activation of GTPase activity. Gene Ontology annotation, molecular function: GTPase activator activity. The record is from RefSeq and is a predicted model, not a curated record. Gene Ontology annotation, cellular component: cytoplasm. Lineage: Eukaryota; Metazoa; Chordata; Aves; Passeriformes; Motacillidae.
UUUUAUUCUCGUCUUGCUUGAAAUGCCAAUUAAAAAUAUUUUGCAUCUAGAAAGAAUGGGAGCAAAGAUAGGUGGGGGAGGGUUGAUCCAGAUCUUCUCUCCUGCUUGUGUGGCGUUGUGUAAUGGAUAGAGUUUGGGGCAGUUUCAGCCUCAUCAGGGAAAGUGUGUGUGCUUUUUAAAAGACAUUGUGCUAUUCUGCAUUGUGUAAAGAAGCAGUUGCAGAGAGAGAAAGGGAGAGUGGAGGUGGGGAGAGCAGAUGUCUGUGUAGGAAAUGAAACAAACUAAAGGGAUGGAGGGGCAUGGGAGAGGGUCUGCCCAGACUCAAAGGAAUCUCACCCUGAUUAUGUCAGUCCUGGACAUAAAAUGAGGAGCCCAAGUGUGCUGCGGGAGGUGCUGUCUCUGCACACCCGGUGCUAUAUUUAGAAACUAUGUGCAUAGAUCUGUGGAAACAGCUGAUGUGAGAACAUGUGUGUUUCUGCCUGUGGAUGCAGCUAUGAGUUUGUGUAAUAUUGAAGCAAAACUUAAAAAAAUACAGGUUUUGCCCUGAAGAGUUUACCCUUGAAGGAUAUACUGCUGUGUUUAUGUGGUACUGCGCAGCUUCCGUGGAGCUGCUGAUGUUCUUACAAUGACUCAAUUAACAGAAUUGCAGGGACCAGUUUCUGUGUUGAAGCUAAUACAGACUUCUCCUACGUGAGCAAGAUAAGAUGCUAAUGAAAUGAAACACAUUGAAAAAAAUCUGCUAACAAAAAUGGGAAAAUACAUAGCAAAAGGUAUAGACAUCAAUUACUGUAAUACAUAUAUUAAUGUGCCUACAAGGAUACCUGAAAGAACAAAAACUUAUAUGCCAGUCCCUAAACCACGCCAUAACUAUAAAAUGCAUAAUGAUCCAUGCAAGUAUGGACACAUAUAGGGAUUAAAAUCUGAGACCGUAAGUACACUGUAUUAGUCAUAUAAGAACACAAAUAUUAAUAGGAGCUGAAUCUACUUACUACAACAGAAGGCUUAUAAUAGGGAAUAUUUUUGCAUCAGCAGGGUAAAUAGUGACAAUCGCUAGCUUGAUUGUAAGUUGAGGAACAGAAAGCGGUCCUGUGAUUUGCUUACAUGUGAUUUAUUCAUAUUGCUAUUGCUAAAGGAAGUUAAUUAGAACAGUAAUUAGGGUAUUUAAUAAUUGUUUGCUGUUUUGCUUGUGCAUGUUGAGGGCUUUGUACACAACUGGAGUUACACAGAAGGUUAGGUAAAGCUGUGAGACAGCUAAAUGAAAGCUGAGUUCAGUGUGGUUUUCUAUGUGAACAAAGUUGGCUCUUGUCUGUAGUGGCAAGCUGCCGAAGAACAAGAAUGGCAGAAAGACCUGAGCCUCUGUAUGCUUUGCUUUCACCAUGGCCAGGCUUGAUAGCGCUGCUGAUAAUGACCCUGAGACGGGGGAGGGCAGUAGUUACUGCUGGCAGCCCUCUCUAACAGCAAAAAAUAAUGUCUCUUCCUCCUUCCUAGAUGCAGCAGAAAUGGCAAGCUUGGCUCUUUGCCUUGAUCCAGUCACAUCUCUACUCAGAGAUUCAGGUGAAUGAGUAAGACCUGCUUGUGCAGAGAGCAGCUGCUCUAUUCAGUGCCCUGGGUCCAUUUAGGAGGCAUUUGAGUUGGAGUGAGGAUGUAUGAAUUGGCCCAUGCUCCAGCAUCAGAUCUUCUGGGGAAUUACAAGAGGUAGACAAAAGGAAAUGGAGUCACCUUGGCUCCAUGCAAGUUACUGAAAAUAGCAAGUGGACCCUUUCUUUGUCCAUUCAAAGUCAUCACCUACUUUGAUUCCUUACUCCUUACAGUCUCUUUGCCCACCCACAGAUUCUUGAAGUCCCCACAAUCACUUCUAUCAAGGUCUUUCAAGAGUAGAAUUCAUAGGAAGCAUUAGGAUAAAAAUGGCACAUUAAUACUCAAAACUUUGAUAUAACCCCUUGCUCUCUGCAUUUUCCUUUUUUCCCCCCAUCUCUAUCGGCUAGCUCAUAUUUUCUGCCUGGUCUGUCUGCAUACUGUUUGCGCUCUUCCUUUACAUAUUUUCUUAGCUCUCUGGCAAAUUCUGUCUCUUGUUCUGUUUCCUUACGUCCUCUUCAUUAGUUGGAAAAAACCCAGUAUGAGGCUGACAUUUGGCGUAAGGUUGUAGUUGCUGCUUUUAUAGGUCUUGAUGUAAAGAGAAUGAAUGACAUCAUCCUGUGGAAUGAAAGUGAGAAGCACAGAAAAAAAAAUGCGUGUCCAGAAGAACUCUGAGUUCUCAUUUAAACACAGGUAUAUUCUUUCUAUAGCAAACCAUGUUCUCAUACUCAGUUUUUUUUUUUUUAAUCAAGAGUGACAAUCUGUUGAUGAGUCAAUCUGUUGAUGAGUGAAUGGAAAUACAUGUGGUUAAGGCAUUUGUGAUCCCUGAAAAACUGAGAUUCCCUAGUUUACACAUUGCAUCAAUGAGCUAUUUCAUAAGGGGUGCAGAGCCAAAUCUCUGUGGUACUUGAUGUAUGUCAGGUCCAAACGGCACGGAUUUGGAUUUAGUGGAUGCAGUAUCUUUCUAGGCUUCCCUUUAAAAGAAUGGGGAUUUGUGGAGAAGUGCUUUGAUGCUCACUUUCCUCACUGGAUACUGAGAGCCUCAAGACGUGAUCUUGUUCUACAGCAGAGUUUACUAAGUGAAACCCCUCUGCUGUCCUUAUCUAACGCUGUGCUUGCGUUAUCCUCACGGACAACCUGGAGAGCAGCGUCCUCGGUUCGGUUGUCCCAGCAGCUGCUCCUGCACGCCGUUCUCCAUCCAUGGGCUCCCACAGCGGGGGGCUCCAGGGGAACCGCUCUGCCACAGCGGAGGAGGGGCAGAAGCCAUCACCCCAUCCCCCCUUGUCUCCUCGUCCUCCAUCCCUCCUCCUCCUCCUCCUUCGCUCUGUGCUCUCCCCGCCGGGCCCGGGCCCGGGCCCGGCCGUGCGGGUCCCUUCUCUGUCUAUCCGGUGAAUCCCGGCCCGAGAGGAAGAGGAGGGGUAGGGGCGGGAGCCGCGGCUUCGCGGGGGGCCGGGAGGGAGCCUGUGCCCUUCUUCAUGGCGAGGCCGGGGGAGAGCAAGCUCCCGAGGAGGGAACCCGGGAGCUGACUCAGCGGAGCAGUGCAGCAUGUUUUCCCGGGAGCGCGGCUUCCCUGCCGGAGCCAGCGGAGGGAAGUCUGAGGAGGCAGUGCAGGGUUUUAGUGAUGUUAUAGACUCUCCCACUGAAGGCUUUCCAUGUGUCCUCACUCCUGCUGUCCCCAACAAGACUGUGGACUUGUUUGAGAUGAUUGAAAAAAUGCAGGGGAGUCGUCUGGAUGAACAAAGAUGUUCCCUUCCAGCUCCUCUCAAGACAGAAGAGGAGUAUAUUCCUUAUCCCAGCAUCCAUGAGGUAUUACAGAAAGGGUGGCCAUAUCCUCUCAUUAUCCUACCCCAGUUUGGGGGCUACUGGAUUGAAGGGACGAGCCACAACCUCUCCAGCUUGAGUCCAACUCUGUCUGAUGUACCCUUUUCCUGGAGUGGUAAAGUGAAACUGGAAAGUGACCCUACAGCCAAGCUGUACCGCAAACAUUUUCUGGGAAAGGAGCACCAGAACUUUUACUCCAGUGACAUGUCCUUAGGCUACCUAGUACUUUCUGUGAAGUAUGAACAGAUCGAGAAACAGGAAAAUCUCCGUCUGUUGCUGAGGACUCGUACUGGCACCAAACAUGAUCUAAUUCCCAUUUCCUGUCUGAAUGAGUUUCCCAAUGCUGUUCAGAUGGCAAAGCUGCUGUGUGAGGAUGUGAAUGUUGAACGCUUCUUUCCUGUCCUGUAUCCCAAGGCCUCGCAGCUUAUUGUUGCAUUUGAUGAACAUGUCAUAAGCAAUAACUUCAAAUUUGGGGUCAUCUACCAAAAACCUGGACAGACAACUGAAGAAGAAGUCUUCAGUAACACAGUAGAGAGUCAGGGUUUCCUGGAGUUCCUGGAUUUCCUUGGUGACAAGAUUCAGCUGCAGGAUUUCCGUGGGUUCCGGGGAGGCUUGGAUGUUACCAGAGGUCAAACAGGCACCGAGUCAGUCUAUACAAAUUUCCGGGGAAAGGAGAUCAUGUUUCACGUGUCCACGAAGCUGCCCUUCACAGAGGGAGAUUCCCAGCAGCUUCAGCGGAAGCGUCAUAUUGGGAAUGAUAUUGUAGCCAUCAUUUUCCAGGAUGAAAGCACACCUUUUGUCCCUGAUAUGAUUGCUUCUAAUUUCCUACAUGCUUAUGUGGUAGUUCAGCUCACUCAUAGCACCACUGGGGACACUCUCUACAAGGUUUCAGUCACAGCUCGAGAUGAUGUCCCCUUCUUUGGACCCCCGCUGCCAAAUCCAGCCAUAUUUAAAAAGAGUGCAGAGUUUCGUGAAUUCCUUCUGGUCAAGCUCAUCAACGCUGAGUACAGCUGCUAUCGAGCUGAGAAAUUUGCUAAAUUAGAGGAAAGAACACGGAGUGCCCUCUUGGAGAGCCUUUUUGAGGAGCUGCAGCUUCGCAGCCGCAGCAUGAUGGGAUUACCUGUAGGGGAGGAUGACAAGAUAGAGAAUGGCAGUGGGGGCUUCCUGGAGAACUUCAAGCGGGUGAUCAGAGGCCGCAGCCAGAGCCUGGAUACCAUGGGGAUAUCCAUGAGAAAGCAGCAGCCAGCCACCCUGCCCAGCCGCCCAGCUACAGCUGGCCUUGCCCUCAGCCAGAGUGUCGCCGAGGGCCCUAAGGCCAUUGCUGCGUCUUUUGCCUUGCCUGGUAGGAGCCCAUCACGUACUCGAGCCAGCCGCUUCCACGGGAGACGGAGUAGUGCCAUUGGCAUUGAAAACAUACAGGAGGAAAAGAGCAGAGACACCACAGAGAGAAUACAAAGGGUAUUGGACAGUCCAGGAACUUUCUUUGACCUGAAGUCUGAUGGAUCAUCUAGUCCCAGCUCUCCAGAGUUCCCCAGCAGGAAGAGCAAAAUGCUCAGGAGUCAGACUUCAGGAUACUGUGUGAUGCAGCCACUCUCACGUUCAUCAUCCAGUGUAAGCAGUUGUUGUAGUGGAUUGAGGGAAAAUGGAACAUCUGAGGAAGAGGAGAAUGACAGGGAGCUGACGUGCUCACUUAAGGGCCCUCCAAAACAGGAUUCAGUGGUUCAGAGUAUGUGGCUGGAUGACAGUGACUGCACACCCAGUACUUCUAGCUCACCAGGAAGCAGGUUGCUUCCUUCCAGCAGUGUUGCUGGCUCCACUGGAAAAGGAAAAGGCAGCAAAGCAGAGGCUCAGCAUCAUAAUCCAGCCUCCAUUUUGUGCUGCGUGUGAUGUCAGCGCUGGAGCACUGUCUGCUGCACGCAGGGUGAGGAGCACAGGUAAUUGACACAGGGGGAGGAGAGCCACAGGCCCCUGGCCAUUCCUGCCGCUCCGAGACAGUGCAGCACGUGCUGUGCAGCUUCUCAGGGAACAGAGUUAGUCCUCUACCUUCGUCCCCAAGCGAUCUUCCAUGGCCAGUGACUCUGGCCUGUGAUUUACCUAAGCGCUCCCUUUUGUGGCUGCCUCCUCCCUCUCAGGGAACAGCAUUUCCCAUUGAGAUUCUGUUCUCUACCCUAAUCUAGGCACAAUUUCUUUCUCUUCUUUGUCUUUCAUUGUUCAGUCCUUUGCUCAGAUACAACCUACCUUUCUUUGUGCCUAACCUCUGCUUUUUAUAAUAGUUCCAUUACCUUAUAGAAUGCCUUUUUGUUGCUCAUUUUCUGAUGUUGUGCCUAUUGUUACACAUGCUUAUUUGAUUUCAGCCUAGCAUUGGUGGGACCUACUUGUCCAUGCCAGUUUCACAGCUUUUCCAGACAUGGGAAGUGGGACUUGAUUUCCCAGUGAGGGAAAAGGGGAACACAACUUCAGGAUUGCUCCCUAGAAUUCAUAGUCCAGUUUUGCCUGUGUCAUUGAGAGUCUUUUUGCUCAAUGUCCCUUUCCUUGCCCAGUAUCUUCUCUGGCCUGACAGCUAAACAACUGCCUUGAAAGUAGUGGGGAUGUGAGGCUCUCAGGGACUAGUUUGGUAUGUUGCUGAAUAGAAGAGGUAUCAUCUUUAUGGAAGAAAAUUCUUCCAGCUAUUCCUAAACAUUCCUAAAUAGCUGAUAGUUCUUAUUGUUUCUGUUCAGAUCCUCAGUGCUCAAGUUUUAUCUGCCCUGCCACCUUGUGGCAUUCAGAGCAGUCAGGUGCACAGUUCAGCUCCAUGUGGUGGUGGCCACUGUUGCCACAGCAGAUCAGAGAGGGGAGCUGAUACCACUGAGGCUGCUUCAGUGUGUGCUACAACAGAGAUCAGAACUGAGCGUGACAGUGCAGCUGCCAGCCACUGUUUACUGGAGUCAUCCCCAGAGUUUUUGCCAAGAGCUCAUGCUCACAGCAUGGCUCUGUAACACAGGAGUUAGGUUGUCUAAAUGAGGGGCAGAACUCCCUCAAAGUUCUGCUCCCAAAAAGGCAAAUUUUGCUCAGAAUAGCUACAGAGUCAGAAUUGCAACAAUCUGCAAACUCACCGAUACAAAUGAAAAGGCUGUGGUUUUGCAUUUACUGGUGGCUAUUACAGGCAAUAAGCCUGUAGUACUCAGUAUGUACUUAAGUAUGAUUUUAGCACCUAAGGUUUUGAGCAUUUAAUUUCCAUUGAUUUGAAGUAGGUCAAAGAGCAUUUAAGAUAAAUUCGUGAAAUAUAUUGCAGUCUGUAGAAUCCAUGUCUUUUGGUCCAUCUGCCAAAUCAACAACAUUCUGCCACAAAGGCUGAUUAUUUUUCAGUUGCUCUGGUUCAAAGAACAAAGUUUCGUAAGACCCUGCUUUUCACUGUCAUAUUAUUUCCAGAUGUUCUUGAAUAUUCACCAGCUCCUUACCAGAGUACAUUAUUUUCACAAAAGGGCGUUUUACCCACUCCCGAGAUAGCACUACUGGCUUAAAGUGAUGUUUUAGUCAUUCCAUUUUAUCACAAAUGAAUCUCUGAAUUAGUUUGAUAGCACAGAUUGGAGACUAGCGAGUUUCAGAGGAGAUAUGGUAAAAAAAAUUCCUGUAACAUGGCUUCAAGGGACUCAAAGAAACCUAUGGUACCCACAUCCAUGGUAACCUCCUUGCCAUUCUAACGCCUCUUAUCUCUCACAAAGCUUUCCUUCAGUUCCAGGCUGGAUUUCUUCAAACACUAAUGGGUGCACUGGUAAAAAGGAGGAAGGACUCCUCCAAUCCUAGAGUAUUUCCUGAAGAGCUGAAAGAAGUAAAAAUUGUGGAUGGGGGAACAAAUGAUACUCCCACUACACUUAGAGCUGUAAGAACAUGGAGCAUACACUUGUUUUUUCCUGAUCUUUGUUCUAGGAUUUGCUGUUCAAGUGAAAACACGUGAAUGUGCUUUACCCUAAAGUUCAGAAAAAGACAAAAAAGGGAAUUCCAGCUGCUGCUGUUUCAUUCAGUGAUGCAUCAGAGAGUGUGGAAUCAUUGUGAAAUCAAACUUAAUAUAAAUCAAAUUUCUGUGUGUCAUUCCAAUUCAGCUAAUACAGGGCCAAGCUCAAACUGUUUCCAUGUGAAAUUUCUUAUUUUAAUUGUUUGCAUACCUUUUCCUCUGCAGACUACAUGCUUGGAAGUCCCUCAUAGCCAUAUCCAAAUCAUCUUUGGAUAGGCAGCAAUUAGGGCAUCCUUGAGGAAGCAAAACAGAGUCUACUUCAGUUACCAGCUGAACCUACAGCAGUGUUCACAACCAUCCUCCAAAGACAUUCCUGUAAAACUUGGAUUAGUUAAAAACCCCUGCAAGGUUUGGGGUUGGUGUCCACGAAUCCACGUGUGUGUGGGGGUUUCCUCAAGCAUCAGUCACUGCAGAGCAAGGUUUAUCAAAUGUUGUCCAGGAUGGGGACAGUUCCUUUUAAAAUACUUGAUUGGUUCCUUAGACUCUACUUUGGGCUUGAAUUGUGUCCUUUCCAGCUGCCAUGAUGCAAAGUAAAAGGAAGCAUUAAU